Balaenoptera acutorostrata (minke whale) is the source of this 1197-nucleotide messenger RNA. It is a transcript of the gene PRLHR, whose product is annotated as prolactin releasing hormone receptor. The transcript has 2 exons. The coding region runs from base 85 to 1197 and encodes 370 amino acids. Lineage: Eukaryota; Metazoa; Chordata; Mammalia; Artiodactyla; Balaenopteridae. Gene Ontology annotation, cellular component: plasma membrane; neuron projection. Gene Ontology annotation, biological process: G protein-coupled receptor signaling pathway. Gene Ontology annotation, molecular function: neuropeptide binding; neuropeptide Y receptor activity. The record is from RefSeq and is a predicted model, not a curated record.
AAAGCAGCGCGUGCAAGCGAGAGCGGGACCCAGAACUGGUGGGGCAGCUGGAGCUGCAGGAGUUGGGAAGAGGAAGAGGUGGCCAUGGCCUCAUUGCCGACUCAGGGUCCCGGGGCCCCUGACUUGUUUUCUGGGCUGCUGCCGGCGGCUUCAACGCCGGCCAACCAGAGCUCCGAAGCCUUGGUGGGCAACGGGUCGGCGGCUGGUCCGGGCGCUCAGGCCAUCACGCCAUUCCAGAGCCUGCAGCUGGUGCAUCAGCUGAAGGGGGUGAUUGUGCUGCUCUACAGCAUCGUGGUGGUCGUGGGGCUGGUGGGCAACUGCCUGCUGGUGCUGGUGAUCGCACGGGUGCGUCGGCUGCACAACGUGACCAACUUCCUGAUCGGUAACCUGGCCUUGUCGGAUGUGCUCAUGUGCACCGCCUGCGUGCCGCUCACGCUGGCCUACGCUUUCGAGCCACGCGGCUGGGUGUUCGGCGGCGGCCUGUGCCACCUGGUCUUCUUCUUGCAGCCCGUCACCGUCUAUGUGUCUGUGUUCACGCUCACCACUAUCGCGGUAGACCGCUACGUCGUGCUGGUGCACCCUCUGCGCCGGCGCAUCUCGCUGCGCCUCAGCGCCUACGCGGUGCUGGCCAUCUGGGCGCUGUCCGCGGUGCUGGCGCUGCCGGCCGCCCUGCACACCUACCACGUCGAGCUCAAGCCACACCGCGUGCGCCUCUGCGAGGAGUUCUGGGGGUCCCAGGAGCGCCAACGCCAGCUCUACGCUUGGGGGCUGCUGCUCGUCACCUAUCUGCUCCCCCUGCUGGUCAUCCUCCUGUCUUACGUCCGGGUGUCGGUGAAGCUCCGCAACCGCGUGGUGCCGGGCUGCGUGACCCCGAGCCAAGCGGACUGGGAUCGCGCGCGCCGCCGCCGCACCUUCUGCCUGCUGGUGGUGGUGGUGGUGGUGUUCGCCGUCUGCUGGCUGCCCCUGCACGUCUUCAACCUGCUGCGGGAUCUCGACCCGCGCGCCAUAGACCCCUAUGCCUUCGGGUUAGUGCAGCUGCUGUGCCACUGGCUCGCCAUGAGCUCGGCCUGCUACAACCCCUUCAUCUACGCCUGGCUGCACGACAGCUUCCGCGAGGAGCUACGCAAGCUGUUGCUCACCUGGCCCCGCAAGAUCGCGCCGCGCGGCCAGAGCAUGACAGUCAGCGUGGUCAUCUGA